AUGGCGCCGACGGCCAUCGACGUCGUGGAGCCCAUUCCGCGGCGCGAAGCCUGGAAGCUGCUGCCAGAGCCGACAAUCUAUCCGGUCAAGGACGUCACCCUCGAGGACUUUGUGGAGCCAAGGUCUGACGGCUAUGAGGCCGCCAAGAAGCGCUCGGACGGCGACGCAGCCAUUGUGAUCGACAACGGCUCAUCCGCCGUCCGCGCCGGCUGGUCGUUUGAGAAGGACCCGCGCUUCACCAUCCCACCGACCAUGGCCAAAUACCGCGACCGCAAGCUCGGCAAGACGUUUUCGUUUGUGGGCUCCGACUGCUACGCCGACACAGCCGCCCGCGGCCACAUGCGGAACGCUUUUGAGGCCGGCACGGGCAUCGUGGCGAAUUGGGACGUGAUGGAGCACAUUCUCGACUACACCUUUGUCAAGCUGGGCUUGAACGGCAGCACCGAUGGCGCCGUCGACGUCCCUAUUGUCCUUACCGAGGCCGUGGCCAACUUCCCCUACUCAAGAAAGACCAUGACCGAAAUCGUUUUUGAAUGCUACGGCGCCCCGUCCCUCGCCUACGGCAUCGACUCUCUCUUCUCCUACCGCCACAACAAGGGCGACACCGGCCUCGUCGUCUCGUCGUCCUAUAGCGCCACCCACGUCAUCCCCGUCUACAACUCCAAGGCAGUCCUGUCCCAAGCUAUCCGCUUAAAUUGGGGCGGCUCACAUGCCGCGGACUACCUCCUGCGGCUUGUGCGCCUCAAGUACCGCGAUUAUCUUAGCAACAACCUCAAAUUGCACCAGUCGCAGGCGGAAUACUGGCUCAAGGACUUUUGCUACGUCUCCAAGGACUACGACAACGAGCUGCGCGGCAUCCUGGACUGGACCGGCCUCGAAGACCGCGAGCGCAUCAUCCAGUUCCCCUACACCGAAGAGAUUGUCGUGCAAAAGACCGAGGAGGAGCUCGCCAAGAUUGCCGAGCGCAAAAAGGAGAGCGGCCGCCGGCUGCAGGAGCAGGCCGUCAAGAUGCGCCUCGAGCGGCUCCUCAAGAAGGAGCAGGAGCUCGAGUACUACAAGAGCAUCCAGACGCAGAUUGCCGAGAGCCCCAAAAAGGAGACCAAGCGCCUGCUCGACGAGGCCGAGGUGAAGGACGAGGCCGCGCUCGAGCGCCAGAUCAAGGAGCUCGAAAAGGCCCUCCGCCGCGCGCGGCAAAAGGAUCUGGGCAACGACCCGGAAGAAGAGGCCGAGGCCCCCGACUUCUCGCUGCUCGAGGUGCCCGACGACCAGCUCGACGAGGCCCAGCUCAAGGCCAAGCGCCAGCAGCGGCUGCUCAAGUCGAACCACGACGCGCGCGCACGCGCCAAGGCUGAAAAGGAGGCCGAAAAGGCCCGUGUGGCCGAGGAGGCGCGGCUCGAGGAGGAGCGGCGCACCAACGACUUUGAGAACUGGCUCGAAGAGAAGCGCCAGGCGCAUCUCGAGACGCUCGCCAAAAUCAAGGAGCGCGAGCGGCUGUCCAAGGACAUGGGCAACCGCAAGAACCUGGCCUCGUACAUUCGCAUGAAGAACAUUGCCAAUCUGGCGAGCGACGCACCGUCGGGCGGCACGACGGCUACGGGGCGCAAGCGGCGGCGCGGCGGCGGCGGCGGCGACGACGACGACUUUGGUGCCGACGAUGCCGACUGGGGCGUGUACCGCGACAUUGCCGUCAACCGCGACGACAGCGACGACGAGGAGCGCGAGGAGAACCCCGACGUGCAGCUGAAAGGGCUCGAGGCGCUGCUGCUGCAGUACGACCCGGACUUCACGUACGAGCACACGCGCGAAGCGCAGGACGACUGGAGCAAGAAGAUGCUGCACGCAUUUGAGCGUGGCCCGCGUCCGUUUGACCCGGACAGCCCGGCCGAGCGCCACCAGAUCCAUCUCAACGUCGAGCGCAUCCGUGUGCCCGAGGUGCUGUUCCAGCCGAGCGCCAUUGCCGGCAUCGACCAGGCCGGUCUCGUGGAGAUUGCGGGCGACAUCCUGACGCAGCGCCUGACGGGCUUGGUCGGGAUCGACCGCAACGACUUUUUGCGCGACGUGUUCUUGACGGGCGGCCUGACGCUGUUCCAGAACUUUGACGAGCGGCUGCACGCGGGGCUGCAGGCUUUGCUGCCGGCGGGUGCGCCACUGCAGCUGCGGCGCGCCAAGGAUCCUCUGACGGAUGCCUGGCGGGGUGCGGCCGAGUGGGCCGGGUCGUCGGCAUGGCGCCAGGCUGCUGUGACCCGGGAGGAGUACCAAGAGAAGGGUCCCGAAUACAUCAAGGAACACGACCAAGGAAAUGCAUUCACUUCGACGAGUUAG
This is a messenger RNA of Sporothrix brasiliensis 5110, 2322 nucleotides long. RefSeq lists its product as uncharacterized. The transcript is spliced from 3 exons. Gene Ontology annotation, cellular component: cytoplasm; Ino80 complex. NCBI's taxonomy places the organism in Eukaryota, Fungi, Ascomycota, Sordariomycetes, Ophiostomatales, Ophiostomataceae. Gene Ontology annotation, biological process: regulation of DNA-templated transcription. The record is from RefSeq and is a predicted model, not a curated record. The coding region runs from base 1 to 2322 and encodes 773 amino acids.